Messenger RNA from Ordospora pajunii, 2490 nucleotides. RefSeq lists its product as uncharacterized. Gene Ontology annotation, molecular function: nuclear import signal receptor activity; small GTPase binding. Gene Ontology annotation, biological process: protein import into nucleus. Lineage: Eukaryota; Fungi; Microsporidia; Ordosporidae. Bases 1 to 2490 code for a protein of 829 amino acids. The transcript has a single exon. The record is from RefSeq and is a predicted model, not a curated record. Gene Ontology annotation, cellular component: nucleus; cytoplasm.
AUGGAUAGAAGGGAAUUGGAGGCGUGCCUGUAUGAUGUGUUGAGGUCUGAUGCGCAUGCAGGAAAGCGGGCGGAGGCACGGAUUAUGGAUGUGCAGGCAAACGACUUUAGCAGGUUUGUGCCUGUUCUUGCGGAGGUCUUCUGCGAUGUGAAUACAAACGAUCAGGUGAAGAUGGUUGCCGGGAUUAUUUUCAAGAACACAGUGCAUGCGAAUGAUGCGGAGCUGCAAAGGAUGUGCUUGAACCGAUGGCUAGGGCUUGAUGGAGGGGUACGUGAGUAUAUCAAGGGAAUAUUGAAGGGGGCGCUUGAAGGAUAUGUGCCGAGGUUCUGUGUGAUGGCAGGGGGGAUUCUUGGACACAUUGCAAGGAUAGAGGUAGUGAAUGGGAUUGAUGUAAGGUUUUUUGAAGAGAUGAGGAUGAGGGCGAAUGAGGAGGAGAAGAUGGAAGGGGUGUGCGAGGCUGUUGGAGUGAGCACGAGCUAUAUUGCAAAGGAGGCCCCGGGUGUGCUUGAGGAGCAGGUGGUAAGGAUGGUGUUUGAGACGUGUAUAUGUGCAUUGGUUAAUGGAACGACCAGUCGAAGGAAGCUGGCAGGGCUGAAGUGCUUAAUGAACAGCAUGGAGGCGUCAGGGAUGUUCUGCAGGGCAGAGGACAUGAGGGUGUUUCUUGAUGCAACGAUGGGGAUAUGGAAUGGAUCUGAUGAUGAGCUGAUCCACAAGUCGAUGAUAUGCUUCAACAGGAUGGUGAUGCUGUACUACAAGUAUGUUGAGAAGGAGAUGCUUGAGGAUAUGCUAUCUCAGUAUCUGGGGAGGUUUUUCAAGUCCACCUCUGACGACAUUAAGGUACAGGCAAUUGAGUACUGGUGUAUUUUUGCAGAGAUGAGGGAUGGAGAGAUGAUUGAUAAGUAUCUGCCGGUGGUAUUGCCGGAGAUUCUUAGGCUUCUUUCGAAGGGGGAGGACUACAAUGCCGAUGGAUGGACUUCGCACAAGGCAGCGUCUUCGUGUCUUGAGAUGUAUGCAGAGAUAAAAGGCAGCAAGCUGAUGAGGAGUGGAGUAGUAUGGGGGUUUAUUGAGUCGUCUCUAAGAUCAAGCACAAGGCUUAAUGUGGAUAUUGGGGCAAUAGCGCUAGGGAGUGUCAUGUGUGAGGAAUGUGAAGACUACCUAGUGAUGGUGAUGCCUCAACUUGUGGAGGGAGUUGAUUUUGAAGAGUCGAGGGAGUCGUGCCUGUGGGCGCUAUCGAAAGCAGCAGAAUGCAACUUUUAUGCGCUGGUUGAGCAUCUGCCUGUUAUCAUCAGCAAGUGCGGAGGGAUUGUUCUUGAGGGCGCGAAGCCAUCUGUAGGAGCAGCAUGGGUGAUGAAUUGUGUGUUUGAUUCGAUUUGUGAGUCGAGGAAGAAUGAGACGUAUGCAAAGCACCUGCCAAGGGAUAUGAAGAAGAAGGCAGAUGGAUUUGUGGAGAAUUUUCUUGUGAAGCAAUAUCUUGAUGUAUUGAAUGUGUUGGUGAAGGGGACAGAGAUGGUGAGUCUGAAUGACUCUGGGCUGAGGAUAGCGUUGUUUUCUGCACUAAACUCGCUGAUUUAUGUAUGUCCACCGAUGCUUUUGAGUAUAUUGAGCGGGUUUUAUGAGUACGCGGCUAGAAAGAUAGAUGAGUGUGUUGGAGUGCUUGGCCAUGCAACACAAGACCAGAUACUAGUUGUUGAGGAUGUGCUGUCGAACUAUAUAGGCCUUGUUGAGGCGAUUGCGAUGUCUAGGAAGAUGGAGGGAGUUGAGGAUGUGCUAGGAGUGUUUAUAAAGGUUCUUGACUCCACGCCAACAAUAGCGUUUGGAGAGGUUUAUAUCAGCUUGUCGAAUCUAUCGGCAAAGUUUGUACCGCAUGUGCCGAUUCUGCUGCCAUACAUCACGCGUGAUAUGAGAUGCACGGACAAGUUUGUGCUGAACUCUGUGAUAAACCUUGUUGGAAGACUUGCAAGCACCAUGGGAACUGAUUUUAGUGUGAUAGCAAGUGUGGUUACCCCGCUACUGGGGCAAUGCCUUGGAUCUGAGUCUACGCCAAAAGAGCUGAAGCCUGUGAUUCUUUCUGUGUUUGGAGACAUAGCAUUGGCAUUGGAGAGGGGAUUUGAACCGCAUAUUGAGAUGGUGGUGAUGCUAUUCUUGCAGAUAUCUGAGCUUGACCUUCGUUGUGAUGAGGAGUAUGUUGAAGAGCUGCGCAAGAAUGCGCUUCAGCUUGUGAAUUGCUCGUUGGUCGCGGUUGGAGACUGUAUGAAGGUGAGGAGUGUAAUGCCGAGGAUCCUGAGCAUAGCACAUGUAAUUAGUGCGAGCGACGGUGAUGGAAGGGUGCAUGAAGAAACACUUGGACUGAUUGAUGAUCUUGCUGUGAUGUAUGGAAAGAACUUUGGAUUGGAUGAUCCAUGGAUCAAGGAGUUCUUGUACAGUGUGAUGAAGCAUGGCAAUGAUAAGAAUAGAAACAGAGCCGGCCAAAUUCUGGAGGUGCUUAGAUAA